Colias croceus (clouded yellow) is the source of this 1109-nucleotide messenger RNA. RefSeq names its product osteopetrosis-associated transmembrane protein 1. The coding region runs from base 127 to 969 and encodes 280 amino acids. The transcript has 5 exons. The record is from RefSeq and is a predicted model, not a curated record. Lineage: Eukaryota; Metazoa; Arthropoda; Insecta; Lepidoptera; Pieridae. Gene Ontology annotation, cellular component: cytosol.
AAUCUGACGUUUGAUUAGCAUUUCGUAAAAGUUGUCAAAGUAAAUUUGCAAUCAAAUAAAAACAAAGAGUACAUUGGAAUUUGGAUACUCUCAAUAUUCCUGGCUUAUUUCGAUAGAUCUUGUAAAAUGUUAAAAUUCAGUGUGGUGCUAUUUUUUCAAUUGACUUUGCUUCAUGCUAAUUUAAGCUACGAUCUUCCACAACUUACAUCAGUGGAGUUUGCAGGACAAGGUUAUUUAUAUCCUUACCCAGAGGAGUGUUUUGAGAUAUUAAAAGCAUUUGCUGAUUCAGCAUCAAAUUUCACUUUGUGUUCAAUCAUAAAUGCACGGCCUAUUAGAUUAUGUGAAAACUGUGUAAAGCACUAUGUCAAGUUUCAUGAUAAGUAUAAAGAAUUGUUAAAUACCGCAGUGAAUGGAACUUCCUGUGGUUCAAUUUUUAUGUCCCAGGAUAGAUUGAAUGUAAUACAGCGACACCAUGAUGGUAUGUUAGGCAUUUGGGAUAAAGGGAAUUGUAAUGAUUGCUUCAUAUGGUCUAAUGAAACUGCAACACUAAAAAAUAGUACAACAAAAUUUUAUGAGAAGUUUAAUGACACAAUGCAAUGUAUUGUUUCAAAUAUAAACACAGAUGAAAAAAUUGUAUGCGAGAAAUGCAUGCAAAAAUAUGUUGAAUUGGAUGAGUUUUAUAAAACUUUAAGUAAAGAUAAAAUAGGAGUGGAUAGUGUCUGCAUGGAUAUUGUGGAUUCUAUGAAUAGAACAAGAUCUAUUUGGAGCAAGACAUUGAGUUGUUGCAAUUUACGCCGGACCCCUGAAGUUGUAUUUCUGUGCUGCACUGGGAUUAUAUCGUUCCUUCCCAUUUUGUUCUACAUAGCACUGAGAUAUUGCGCACCAAUCAAAGAUUUGCCCAAUGUUUUAAAGCAGUCAAGAUUUAAGCAGUCACUUAUGAGGUCUAUCGAUAGCCGCAGAAGCAGCUGACAAUUCAAUAUAAAUUAAAAUACCAAAGACAAUCAUUUAUAAAUUGUAACAUUUAUUUUCAUUAAGUAUUUCAUAUAAUUACUUCAUAGAGAUCAUUAAAUGGUUAGAGAUAAUUGUUAAGAAUAAAGAUAUUCUAUCGA